UGAUUUCAGUGAUUGCUGUAUGAGUAGUUUCUUGCUGAUUUCAGUGAUUGCUGUAUGAGCAGUUUCUUGCUGAUUUCAGUGAUUGCUGUAUGAGCAGUUUCUUGCUGAUUUCAGUGAUUGCUGUAUGAGCAGUUUCUUGCUGAUUUCAGUGAUUGCUGUAUGAGCAUUUUCCUGGCUGAUCUAAGUAAUUGCUAUAUUAGCAUUUUCUUGGUCACUGUACUUUGUGUCACAGUCCCCAUUAGAGAUAACACACAGUAAAGAAAACAUAAUGAUGGUGAAGCAGCAGAAAAUGUUCUGCCCCAUAGGGUAAAUCCUGAUGUGAACUAUGGCCGUGAUCUCCAGCACUGAGCUCUGUCUAAUGUACACACUGCUCUCACAUCUCCUCAUCACAGAUGGCGGCUGCUUCCUCUAUGGGAGGAGCUGGGAUCCAGGAAGAGGAACAGACUGUAUUGUGAGGAGGGGGAGCUCCGGACUGUGUGUGAAUGGAGGGAAACAUAAAAGUGAAGCCAUACCAUAAAUCACCUACACUGGGGUGGUGACCCACAAACUGAAAUGGAUUCCACUGUAGAAAAAGGGAAGGCUCUGAGCAAGGAUAGAUUUCAGUUUAGAAUGGGCCUUAAUGACAACAAGGCCGGAAUGGAAGGCCUGGAUAAGGAGAAGAUCAAUAAGAUUAUAAUGGAAGCCACAAAAGGCUCAAAAUUUUACGACAAUGAACUAAAGAAAGACCAACAAGUAAAUCAGCGCAUUGAGAAAAUGUUGCAACAAAAAUCUCUCUUGACCAGUUCGCAAAUGAAGAAAGCCCAAAUUCAGAUGGACACACUGGCUCUAGAAUUGGAGCAGAGCCGUGACCUGAGCCGCGUUAUUGUUCAUGUGGACAUGGAUGCAUUUUAUGCUGCGGUGGAAAUGAGAGACAAUCCUGAUCUAAGGGAUAAACCCAUGGCUGUGGGAUCCAUGAGCAUGCUGUCCACAUCAAACUAUUUAGCAAGAAGGUUUGGAGUACGUGCAGCUAUGCCGGGAUUCAUUGCAAAGAAGUUGUGUCCAACUUUACAUAUCGUCCCACUAAACUUUGACAAAUAUCGGGCGGUAAGCAAAGAGGUCCGUGAAAUAUUUUCCGAGUAUGAUACCAACUUUUUACCUUUAAGCCUUGAUGAGGCCUAUCUGGAUAUCACCGAUCAUUUGGAAGAACGACUCACUUGGCCAGAGGAGCGGAGAAGAUUUGUUGUAAGAAAAGGAACUAUGGAAAACCCUUUAUCAGGUGCAGAGAGUACUAAGGCAGAGUGUAAACCAGAAGAAACGCAAUGCACAUCACCGGUUCUUUUUGAAGACAGUCCCACCUUUUUGCCAGACCAAUGUCAUGACCUUUUCAGGGAAAAUACUGAGUGUAAAAAUGAAGAACAACCCCAGGAAACAGUGUAUGUGUUUGGAACAUCAGCAGAGGAAGCUGUAAGGGAAAUGAGAUUUCGUAUAGAACAGAAAACUACACUGACUGCCAGUGCAGGCAUUGCUCCAAACAUGAUGUUGGCCAAAGUUUGCAGCGACAAGAACAAACCUAACGGACAGUAUAUAAUUCCACAUGACAGACAGGCGGUCAUGGACUUCAUCAAGGACUUGCCUAUCAGGAAGGUUCCGGGCAUAGGAAAAGUCACUGAGAAAAUGUUACAAGCGCUUGGAAUUACAACGUGCACUGACCUUUACCAACAGAGAGCACUGCUCUCUUUAUUGUUCUCUGAUACAUCCUGGCUUAACUUUUUACACAUUUCCCUGGGCCUCGGAUCAACGCGGAUAGAAAAAGAUGGAGAAAGAAAGAGUAUGAGCACAGAAAGGACUUUCAGUGAAAUGAGCUCCGCAGAGGAACAAUAUGAGCUGUGUCGGGAGCUAUGUAAGGAUCUUGCAGAAGACCUUAGUAAGGAAGGAUUAAAGGGUAGAACUGUUACGUUGAAACUGAAAAAUGUCAAGUUUGAAGUCAAGACCAGAGCAUCAACCAUGUCCUAUGCAGUGUCUACAGAGGAGGAAAUCUUUUCUGUUGCCAAGGAAAUUCUCAAGGCUGAAAUUGAUUUGGCUUCACCAGAACCUCUGCGGCUCAGACUAAUGGGUGUAAGAAUCUCUGGAUUUCUAUCUGAAGAUGACAGAAAACAUCAAACAAGUAUUACUAGUUUCCUGGGCUUAUGCAAAGCUACCAAGACAAAAUGUUCAGAAAUGGCAGACAAAUCUGGACAAGCAACUCAGACUCCGGUCCCACAAAGACAAAGUUUCUUUAAUCAGAAACGUGCAGCAAGACAGCUAGAGCAGGAACAAGGGUCAACAAGCAACGCAGACACGAGCAAGGAUCAGAUUGAGGUGACACAUGUUCCGUGUGAACAACAUAAGGACAUAGCUGAAGUUGACCAGUUUUGCCAUCAGCCUGACUUCACAUGUCCUAUUUGUAUGAUAAGACAAAGUGAUUGGAAUCUGGAGGCGUUCAAUAAACAUAUAGAUCAAUGUUUGAAUAAACCACCUCCAUCUGAUUACAUAGAAACGAUAAGCAAAUGUGAAAAUGUACUUGGAGAAAAUAAUGAUAAAGCCAAGAAAAGUAAAGAAGGUUUCUCUGGGGGCCGCCAGAAAGAUGUCCAUAUAAAGAAUCUGAAAAAUAAAAUUGUGACUGUGGCUUCACCUAACGAUUUGGAUGACUUUGUCAUUGAUAAAAACACAAUGCGCACAAUUCAAGACCAAGAAGUACAGAUGGACCCCUGCAAAGGUGAAAUUAUAUGUAAGGACCCUAUGGAAAAUCAUCAAAUAGUAGGUGAUAAAGUCAUCAAAAUCAUAAAUGAGUGUAAAACUGCCUCACCACCAUGUUCAUCAACAUGUCGUGAAGCUGUAUUCAUCUGUCCGGUGUGUAAUGUACAGCAAGAUACCUCAGACCUAGUAGUGUUUAAUAGACAUGUCGAUGUGUGCCUCAAUAAAGGAAUACUAGAAGAGCUCGAAGAACCCACUGCCAACCUGGAUCUAAGACAUCCAAUCAAAAUAGAUCAUCAGAAUGGGCUCACAGUCAGAGGGAAUGGUGGUAAUAAAUCCACUGCACGAACUAAACGACCGGGAAUGGCACAGCAGAACCCCGCUUCUAAGAAAGCCAAGACAAACCGCUCCAAUCUUACCAUUGAUACCUUCUUUAAAUAAUAUUUAAGGAUUCCUAUUACAUCAUUUUAUUUAUUCACAGACCUUCCAUCUUGUAUCUCUGCAGAAAAGGACAGGUAUUCUGUUCUUGCAUCAGUAAGACGCUCCGGCAUAUAAGACGCACCUAAUUUUAUAGGAUAAAAAUCUAGAAAAUAAAGAUUCUGAACCAAAUACAAUGUAAAGUAUAGGACAGUGAUCUUCAACCAGCAGACCUUCAGAUGUUGCAAAACUACAACUCCCAGCAUGCCCGGACAGCUGUCCGGGCAUGCUGUGAGUUGUUGCAAAACUACAUCUGGAGGUCCGCUGGUUGAAGACCACUGGUAUAGGAUAUAGUACUCACGUGUCCCCGCUGCUCUGGACCCGUCACCGCUGUCCUGGAUGUCGUCUUCCAUCGAUGUCGCCGCGUCCCCAGGGUGUCCCCGUCGCUCCGGAACGUCUUUGCUGCCCGGUAUCCCUGCUCUCAGUCGCCGCCAUGACAUCGCUACGCACGCCGCUCCUAUUGGAUGUGCGAUGGCGUGAUGACGACGAAAGAGAGCGCGGCCAUGGAGGGGAUCCCGGCACGGAGCAGACACCGAAGAGGCAGGAAAGGUCCCUCCCGGUGUCCUGUAAGCUGUUCGGGACGCCGAGAUUUCACCGUGGCGGUCCCAAACAACCCGACUGAACAGCCGGGUUAGUGUUAUUUUCACUUCAGCUUUGAUCGCUGCAUCUGAAGGGUUAAUACAGGGCAUCACCGCGAUCGGUGAUGUCCUGUAUUAGCAGCGGGUCCCGGCCGUUGAUGGCCGCAGGGACUGCCGCGAAAGGUGUGUAUUCGCCUUAUAACACGCACUAACUUCCCCCCCCCCCCCCCCCAGUUUUGGGGAAGAAAAAGUGCGUCUUAUACGGCGAAAAAUACGGGACAGAGUUUACAAGAUAUACAAAAUAUACAUAAACUUAGGGCUCAGAUGCAGUGUAAUACAGGAAUGAAACGCACAUGGUUUGCAACAUCAGUUCAGACAAGCACCUUUACCAGACAGUGAAAUGAUGACGACUUUUUUUUAUUAAAGUUGGAUAUGUACAAUCUUUGGACAUGGCCAUCUUGUCCAAUCUCCUGUUACCUAUACCCACACCUUAUAUUAUAAUAAUAAUUCUAAUAAUUUACUUGGAUUUAUUCUAUAGAAGUUAUUUUAAGUGUGAUAAGUUUUGUGGUUUAGAUAUUGUUAUUUAAUAAUUAUGAGAAAAAAAAUAUUUGUUUUUCUUGCAACUUUUCAUCAUGGCAAUAUUUCCUUGACCAUUUUUUUUUUUUAUAUUGCUUGAGUUUUUGUGUUUCUUUUUGUGUGUUGUUUUUGGGAUGUACAGUCUGCCUUAGUUCUGGGUUUAGUAUAUUGUCUUGAUUAAACCACAUCAAUACUGCUUGUGCUGAGAUUGGUACUAAGCAAAGACAGAAAAAUAACAAGGGAUUUAAAGGGGUUGUUCAGCGAAAAGUAACGUAUCCCCUAGCCACAAGAUAGUCGAUAAGUGUCUGAUCGCUGGGGGUCCGAUCGAUGGAACCCCUCUUUAUGUCCUGAACGGGACCCGGGUCUCUAAGAGGUGUGCACACUCCAGCAUCUCCGACACUCACACUGUGCCAUCCCCAGCAUGUGCUCCAUGGGCCCGUUCAGGAGAUUGUGGGGGGGGGAGGGGGGUCCCAGCGGUUGGACCCCCUAUCCUGUGUAUAGGUGUUAAGUAGAUUUUAGCUUUCAGAACACUCACGUAUUCCAGAAAUAUGUUAAAAAAUACAAUAAUGCAUAUGAGAACAUCACACUUUCGAAUAUUGUUUUCACAGCCCUCUACUGAUUUACAGAAAUAAAGGGAUCUAUUGAACGCUUAAAACCCCUUUGGUACUGCCAGAGAUUUCUGUUACUGGAAAUUUGACACCACAUUAAUAGCGCCAAUGGAAUGCCUUUUCAUUCUUGAAAUCAUUGGUGAACCAGUGUCAUCUCCCCGUGUUUAUCCAUGACAUCAGAAGAAUUUUGUGACUUCCCUUUUACAAUAUCUGUCUACAUAGGCCUAUGUACCCCUGAAAUGGAGCUCUGAAGUUUUGUUCAUUGGUCCGAUAAAUGCUUAGAAUUUAUUUUGCACCGGCCACAUGAAAAUGUGUCAUUUACUUCAAUUAUUAUAUUUUUACAAACUAAGUUGUUUUAUGUAUUUUAAGUCCUAUUUCUGCUGACAGCUGGGACUUAAAAUGAUGCUCUAAAGGCAAGGUACUCAACAAACCUACAGAAACAGCACCACACCUGUCCAUCUAUGGCAGUGGUCCCCAAACCGUGGCCCUCCAGCUAUUGCAAAACUACAACUCCCAGCACGCUGGGAGUUGUAGUUUAGCAACAGCUGGAAGGCCAGAGUUUGGAGACCAUUAAUUCUAGGGUAUCUGGUAUUACAGUUCGGCUCCUGACUCAUGGACUGGUGUGGCGCUGUUUUUUAUUUAUUUUUUUUGUUUUCUUGGAGGAAAGCAGUAUUGAACUAAUCCUGGACAGCCCCCCUCUCAUCUGCAUAUUUUAUAAUACUGGGCUAUAUACUUGGGCUAUUGUUGUUAUGUUCCAGUGCACUUUAUAAUGUAUACCUCUGAUUACCAAAUGCAGACCUCUGUAGGUUAUUUAUUUGCAAUAAUUAUUUCAUGUUCUAUUUUAAAUGCUUUGUAUUUAUUAAAUUUAUAAAUUAUCAAAUAAAACAAAUGGG
Hyla sarda is the source of this 5844-nucleotide messenger RNA. It is a transcript of the gene POLK, whose product is annotated as DNA polymerase kappa. NCBI's taxonomy places the organism in Eukaryota, Metazoa, Chordata, Amphibia, Anura, Hylidae. Gene Ontology annotation, molecular function: DNA-directed DNA polymerase activity; damaged DNA binding. The transcript has 15 exons. Gene Ontology annotation, cellular component: nucleus. The record is from RefSeq and is a predicted model, not a curated record. Gene Ontology annotation, biological process: error-prone translesion synthesis. Bases 553 to 3153 code for a protein of 866 amino acids.